GUCAGAAAGGGCCACAUAUACACAAACUACACUAUAACCCGUCAGUAGAGUACCUCACUCAAAAAAAAUAAUAACACGAGAGAGGAAGCUGUGGUGGCCUCCUUAAAAUGGAAGCCUGUAAGAUAUACCUUUCGCCGUUACCAAUGUGUUCGUCUUCUAUUCUCAUUCCAUCCACGCAUCGUUAUUUUAAUUGCUUUUACGACUCCUUUAGAGCACCGAAUCGCAAACAGAUAGAGGGUAUGCAAAUCGCUGUGCUGCAGGCAGAGAAGCGAUGUCGCUUGAUUUUAGGGUGUGCGGAAGAAAAAGAACGCAGUGUGAUUGCUCGCAGCUUUGGUUACUGUCUUCAUCAUGUCCAGCCACAACUACUAUCUUCCAGCAGCCUGGGUGUGGUGCCUGAAGAGGAGGUCCAUCGUCGGCUCAUUGAUGGAGAAUUUUUUGAUAAGCUACUCGAGGUUUGUGUGAUGGAGGAAUGUCUUAGUAGGGUUGAGAUGGUGUUACGGCUAGAGGAAUCCGUAAGAAAACAAUUACUGAGCUUCGAGGUGCAACAUCGAAUAAUGGCGAUGCGCAGAGAGAAGGAAAGACUGUCAUGCAUUUCUACGAAUAUGGACUCUUUGCCUCACUCUAGGGAUAUCGUGCCCCCUCUUGAUCGAACAUUUGAGGCUAUGUUGUUACUUCAAGAAGCCGAGAAAGAAGCGCGCCUCGCGAUCCAGAGACAACAGUUUCUCAUUGCUGGGUCUUUAAAUCACUACAGUGCCAUUGGGGUUAAAGCCAACCAACAAGCUCAAACUCGGUAUGAGAUUUUGAGCUAUCCACUUGAACGAGAGACAUUUAGCCGACUUAAUGCUGAAGAAGCACGCGAACGGACAUCCAUCAUGCACGACAGCCGCAUCGCCUUUCGUGCGCUUGCUGCCGAGGAAGCAACUGUUUUUUGUCUCAUGUAAAAUACUACACAAUAGGCAUCAGUUCUUAUUGACUGAACGCAAUAAACCAAACCAUAUAUUCAUAUAAA
Molecule: messenger RNA, 1009 nt
Organism: Phytomonas sp. EM1
Lineage: Eukaryota; Euglenozoa; Kinetoplastea; Trypanosomatida; Trypanosomatidae
Source: the annotation of a GenBank genome assembly